Molecule: messenger RNA, 10750 nt
Organism: Lemur catta (Ring-tailed lemur)
Lineage: Eukaryota; Metazoa; Chordata; Mammalia; Primates; Lemuridae
Product: PDZ domain-containing protein 2-like
Exons: 24
Coding region: 113-8083 (2656 amino acids)
Molecular function (GO): protein binding
Source: RefSeq, a predicted model, not a curated record
GGGCCGGCUGCUCCCCCCGGGACAGCCAGCGAGAGGAGCCCUCGGAAGGUGACUUCAAAACUGGAGUUACCUGGCUGAGCAGUGCUGGAAUGGCGGCUUUAUCUACCUGAUCAUGCUGCGUCGCUUUAAGCACAAAGCCCAUUCUACUUAUAAUGGCAACAGUAGCAACAGCUCUGAACCAGGAGAGACACCUUCCUUGGAACUGGGUGACCAAACUGCGAAAAAGGGGAAAAGAACGAGAAAGUUUGCGGUCAUUUCCAGGCCUCCUACCAACAAGGCCCCUGAAGAAUCCAAGGGCAACGCUGGCUGUGAGUUUGCCAGUGACCCCAGCACUGAGCUGGAGAACGGCCCAGACCCUGAACUUGGAAAUGGGCAUGCCUUUCAGCUAGAGAAUGGACCCCAUCUAGAGAGGUCAGAAGUGGCCAGAGGGACAGAGCAUGGAAUUCCAAAGACAGAUGCUCCUCUGACCACAAGCAAUGACAAACGCCGCUUCUCAAAAGGUGGGAAGACGGACUUCCAGUCAAGUGACUGCCUGGCACGGGAGGAAGUUGGCCGGAUAUGGAAGAUGGAGCUGCUCAAAGAAUCGGAUGGGCUGGGAAUUCAGGUUAGUGGAGGCCGAGGAUCAAAGCGCUCACCUCACGCUAUCGUUGUCACUCAAGUGAAGGAAGGAGGUGCCGCUCACAGGGAUGGCAGAUUGUCCUUAGGAGAUGAGCUGCUGGUGAUCAAUGGUCACUUACUGGUCGGGCUGUCCCACGAGGAAGCUGUGGCCAUUCUGCGCUCAGCUACUGGGAUGGUGCAGCUGGUGGUAGCCAGCAAGGAAAGCUCUGCAGAGGACCUCCUCAGGCUAACAUCUAAGAGUUUGCCUGAGCUGACCAGCUCCAUAGAGGACGUGUCCUCUUGGACCGACAACGAGGACCAGGAGCCAGACGGAGAAGAGGACGUAGGAACCAGCUCGUCUUCCCUCCGGGGAGCAAUGCCUGGGACAGAUGAGCCCCAAGAUUUGCAUGGCACUGAGGAUUCCAAGGGGAAUGUGGAAAGUCCCAAACAGGGCAGCAGCAAAACAAAGCUCAAGAGUCGUCUCUCGGGGGGUGUACACCGCCUAGAGUCUGUUGAAGAAUAUAAUGAGCUGAUGGUGCGGAAUGGAGACCCCCGGGCCCGGAUGCUGGAGGUCUCCCGAGAUGGCCGGAAGCACUCCCUGCCCCAGCUGCUGGACUCCUCUAGAGCCUCACAGGAAUACCACAUUGUGAAGAAGUCUACCCGCUCCUUAAGCACUACUCAGGUGGAAUCUCCUUGGAGACUCAUCCGGCCAUCCGUUAUCUCUAUCAUCGGGCUGUACAAAGAAAAAGGCAAGGGCCUUGGCUUUAGCAUUGCUGGAGGUCGAGACUGCAUUCGGGGACAGAUGGGAAUUUUUGUCAAGACCAUUUUCCCAAACGGAUCAGCUGCAGAGGAUGGAAGACUUAAAGAAGGGGAUGAAAUCCUAGAUGUGAAUGGAAUACCAAUAAAGGGCUUGACGUUUCAAGAAGCCAUUCAUACCUUUAAGCAAAUCCGGAGUGGGUUGUUUGUCUUAACGGUACGCACAAAGUUGCUGAGCCCCAGCCUCACGCCCUGCUCGACACCCACACAUAUGAGCAGAUCCGGCUCCCCAAACUUCAACACCGGCAGGGGGGCCUCAGUGGGCGGCUCCGAGGAAAGCAGUUCUUCAUCCCUGGGUCGGAAGGCCCCGGGGCCCAAGGACAGGAUUGUCAUGGAAGUAACACUCAACAAAGAGCCAAGAGUCGGAUUGGGCAUUGGUGCCUGCUGCUUGGCCCUAGAAAACAGUCCUCCAGGCAUCUACAUUCACAGCCUGGCCCCAGGAUCCGUGGCCAAGAUGGAGAGCAACCUGAGCCGCGGAGAUCAAAUCCUAGAAGUGAACUCCGUCAACGUUCGCCAUGCUGCUUUAAGCAAAGUCCACUCCAUCUUGAGCAAAUGCCCCCCAGGACCUGUUCGUCUUGUCAUCGGCCGGCACCCUAAUCCAAAGGUUUCCGAGCAGGAAAUGGAUGAAGUGAUAGCACGCAGCACUUACCAGGAGAGCAAAGAGGCCAAUUCCUCUCCUGGCUUAGGUACCUCCUUGAAGAGUCCCUCUCUUGCAAAAAAGGACUCCCUGAUCUCUGAAUCUGAACUCUCCCAGUACUUUGCCCACGAUGUCCCCGGCCCCUUGUCAGACUUUGUGGUGGCCGGCUCCGAGGACGAGGAUCACCCGGGAAGUGGCUGCAGCACGUCAGAGGACGGCAGCCUGCCCCCCGGCCCCCCCGCUCACAAGGAGCCGGGAAAAGCCAGGGCCAACAGCCUCGUGUGCCUGGGAAGCCCGCGGGCCUCUGGGCUCUUCCACAAGCAGGUGACAGUUGCCAGACAAGCCAGUCUCCCGGGAAGCCCCCAGGUCCUCCGAAACCCUCUCCUCCGUCAGAGGAGGGUGGGCUGCUACGAUGCCAGUGAUGAGGAAGAGUUUGAUGGAGAAGGAGACUGCAUUUCACUCCCAGGGGCCCUUCCAGGUCCCAGAAGGUCUCUGACAGAGGAUGACUCUAGGCACGCCUUGACGACCUCUUCCAAGGUCCUGGAUGUCAACAACCCAGAGGAGCAACCUCGGAAAACACUGGUCAGCAAGGCCUGCUCAGCACCUCUCAUCGGCAGCUCAGUGGACCUAGGGGGGAGCGCCCCAGAGGAUACGGUGGACACUCCUUCCCACACGGCCAAGCCGAUGGACUGUGCAGAGGCCCCCAAGCCGGGCACUGGGGGCCUGUGGAAGAAGGAACUGUCAGGAUCGAGUAGUUUGCCCAAAUUGGAAUACAAAGGCCAUGCAGGCACCCAGAGUCCGAUGAGCACAGAGAGCCCCAGUUCCCCCCAGCAGAAGAGUGAAGGCCUGGGGUCCAGGCACAGACCAGUGGCCAGGGUCAGCCCCCACUGCAAGAGACCCGAGGCUGAGGCCAGGCCCAGCGGCUCAGGGACGGUCAACCUGACCGGCAGAGCCAGGGAACCAUGUGGUCUGGACUUGAAAAUCCAGGCCACAUCCAUCAAAGUGACCGUCCCUGGUUUUCAGCCAGGUGGAACCAUGGAGAAGGAAUCCCUGGGAAAGCUGACCACCGCGGAUGCUCAUGUCCCAACCAACAGUGGCCCAGCCAGUGCUCUGUCCCACCCGGACACCAGACACCGCACAGAGAACCUGUCCAAAGUUGCACCAGAGCAGGGGCAACAACCCGUGACUGGACUGGACAGCUCCCCAGACCUCAUCCUGCCCCCGGGGAAGAAGGGGGCCACACACCCCGACCCCAGCAAGACCUCAGUAGGUGCAGAGCAAGUCGGUCAGCCCGAGGACGCUGGCCAGCCUGGGUCACCCGGGGGCUCCAAGUCCAAGGGUAGAUCUCCAGUCAGACUGGCCCGAGAGGGCAGCAUGUCCCCAGGGGAGAAGGCCGCGGCCCCUGCUGACUUCAGCAAGACCGCCUCAGAAGCCAGCGUGCCCCACAGCACCAGGAGUGCAGCUGCUCUCAGGGGAGCAGGACCCAGCACAGAGGGAGUGACACCAGCUAGUACCAUCCUGUCACGAGACCUCCUCACAUCCCAGGAAAAGAGACAGGGAGCAUCCAGUAACCACAGCGAGGCUUUGGAAACGACAGGAAUCCGUGCACCUGAAAACUCGCGGGAGUCUGCUCUGCUGGAGGGAACAGAUUGUGUGUCCACAGGGACACUGCAGGCCAGCCUCUCUCUGCUGAGAUCCACUGACACGACCAAAGGAGCGUGUGGCAGUGUCUUGGGGCACUGCUGCCCAGCGGGGAGUAGAGAGAGCCCUGUGACAGACAUCGACAAACUCAUCAGGGAACUGGAUGCUUCUGAAGCCAGGUCUCCAUCUUCCCAGAGAGGACAGCGUGGGAGUCCGGAGGGCAGUUCUCAGGGCCACCCGCCAGCAGGAGCUGGAGGCGGGAGUUCCCGCCAGGCCGAGCCCAUUGUGGUCACCGAGGGCCAGGUGUCCUCCCCGAGGAGGCCCCGGGCUGCGGGUCCCCUCCCCCAAGCACAGUGGGCCUCCCAGGCUUCAGUUCUGGAUUCAGUUAAUCCUGACAAACACUUUACUGUGAACAAAAACUUUCUGAGCAACUACUCUAGAAAUUUUAGCAAUUUUCAUGAAGACAGCACCUCCCUCUCAGGCCUGGGUGACAGUACAGAGCCAUCUCUCUCUUCCAUGUACGGUGAUGCUGAGGACUCGUCUUCUGACCCCGAGUUGCUCACUGAAGCCCCACGAGCUUCCGCCAGGGACAGCUGGUCGCCUCCGGCCUCCCAUGGCUCUUCUCACAAGCAAGAUGCUCUGGAGUCCGAGGAGGAGCAAAUUGAAAUCUGUUCCACGAACGGCCGCCCCAAUCCGCCCUCGAGUCCUGCUCAGCCCUCGGCCCAGGCCGCCGCCUGCCCUGCCUCAGCCAAGGUUCUGGCCCCGAGACACAGCGCCCCGAGCGAGCCGGUGCAGAGUCCGCGCGACAGAGCCGCCCUCGUGCCGGGAGCCUCACGCGCUUCAAUCCCAAACCCUUCCCCGCCAUUUGCACUCUUGGACCCAAGCUCUCGGGAGCACGAAACUCACGUGGACAUAAGCAUUUCACAGAACCACGGGCCACAGGCCUUGUGUGCACAAGAAACAGUGGAAGCCACCAGCGCUAGCUCGGCCGUGGAACACAGUCCGCCUUCUGACGUCACCAGACAUCUCCACAAGCCCCCGGUCACUCUCAGCUGCCCCAACAUGGUAAAUGGUUUGGAACACGACCUGCUGGGUGAUGAAGCUCCACAUAAACGUGAAACAAACAUUAACGCAACUGAACACCCGUCCUCCUCAGCUGUGGAUGUCCCUAAGAUUGGAGAAUCUGUUUUGGCAAACCUACACAUCUCUGAAAGCCAAGACCUGGAUGACUUGCUACAGAAGCCAAAAAUGAUUGCCAGGAGGCCCAUCAUGGCCUGGUUUAAAGAAACAAAUAAAAAUACGCAAGGUAUGCACGUGCACGGCAAGGCUGAGAAGGAGCAGUCCACGACGCCAGCCAGGAGUCCCGACUCCAAAACUCAGCUGUGGAGCUCAAGCCACACGAAAGGGGCCGCUGUGCUGCACAGCCCUCCGCAGCCGAAAACGAACCUGGAAAAUAAAGACCCAUCUAAGAAAAGUCCAGUGGAAACGCUUCUGAGUGGCUGUCCGAAACCCAAGUGCGGCCCUAAGCUGAAGAGGCUGAGCAUCAAGAGCAAAGGCAGAGUCGGCACCGACGCCCCCGGCACCAACACUGCGAAGGCUGGGGGCCUGGACCACAAGAAGCCCCUCACUUCCCCCCAGGCCUCCCAUAAAAUGCUCUCUCAGGGAGCAUCACAGCAGUUCCAGCUGGCUGACCACGAGGAACCCGACAAAAACGCCGCCGCCUCUCCCCAGUGUGCGCUGGAGAGCAAGCCGCCCCUUGCUGCCGCGGGGUCACUGAAGCCCUCGGCAUCAGACACGAGCAUCAGGACGUUCAUUUCAGUCCUGACCUCCCCCAAGACCCUUCCUGAGCAGGCUGCAUGCAGUGGGUCCCACAUGGCUGUCCACUCAGAACCCGACAGAGGCUGCCCCACUGCCCCCAGAUCUCCCAAGUGUGGACCAGAGGGCAGGGCACCCCGUGCCGAUUCCGAGCUGGGGAGCUCCAUGGCACCCAGGAGCAGCGUGUCCACAGCAGGGAGCAGGCAGGGCGAGCAGCGCCCACCCAGCCACACGGUGUCAGCAUCAGACGCGGCCCAGCCCAGGCUGACUGGUGAGAAGGGAAGCAACACAAUUGCUAGUGAUGCCCUAGAAAGAACAAACCAGCUGAAAAUAGUUGAGAUUGCUUCUGAAAGCGCGCCAAAGAAUGCAUGUGGUGACAAGCCAGCUCAAUGUGACAGGCAGGGAGGGUCCUCUGCCCAGAGCAACUACCAGGAGAGGAGUGAAAUCAGACUCUGUCACCAAUUAGUGGAAUCGUCCCCAAAUCAUCUGUCCUUACUCGCCUCUCAUGCCUCCCAGGGAGAGCAAGAAAUGCAGCGAUCCUUCAGCAUGGCGAAACUGGCUUCCUCCUCCUCCCCCCAGCUGCCUGCUAAAAAGGCAGAUUCCUCCCAGGGAAAAUCCAGCCAGAGGUCAGACUCCCUAGGGGUGCCCAAGAAUGGCAGAGCAAUGGGCCCCGCGGGGGAGGACCAACCGUACUUCACACCAAGGCCAGCAACCAGGACCUACUCCAUGCCCGCCCAGUUCUUAAGCCACUUUGGACGGGAGGGUCAUUCUCCACACAGCCCCGGUCGCUCUCCUCGGGACAGUCAGGUCCCUGUGCCAGGCGGUGGUCUCCCCGAGGCAAAGGCAUGCAAAGCUGGUAUUCUUGGCCUGGUUAACGGACAGGGUGUAUACAGUGUGAAGCCUCUACAGGAAACAUUGAGGAACCUUCCAGCAACAGAUGAAGGAGAUGCCAUUUCAGUCCAGGAGAUGAGCUGCCUAGUCACAGACAAAAUCAAAGUCACCAGAAGACAUUACUGCUAUGAACAGAACUGGCCCCAUGAAUCUACCUCAUUUUUCUCUGUGAAGCAGCGGAUCAAGUCUUUUGAGAAUUUGGCCCACUCUGACCGGCCCACCGCCAAGUCCGGGGCGCCCCCUUUUCUGUUGGUGAGCUCCAAGCCUCCCAUUGGGAGACGCUCUUCUGGCAGCAUUGCUCUGGGGAGUCUCAGCCACACCGUGGACGCAGCCGCAAGGUCACUGAGACGCAGCUUGAGCUCCUGCAGCGAAAGCCAGAGUGAAACCAGCGUCCUUCUCCCCCAGAUGACCAAGUCCCCAUCCAGCAUGACGCUGACCGUCUCCCGACAGAAUCCACCAGAGACCAGUAGCAAAGGCCCUGGUUCCGACCAAAAGAAGUCCCUUGGUCCUUCAGGAAUUCCCACCCCAACAGCAACCCCAGCCUCUCCCAUCAAGAGGAACAAGUCCUCAGUGCGCCACGCCCAGCCCUCGCCUGUGUCCCGCUCCAGGCUGCAGGAACUGAGAGCGUUGAGCAUGCCGGACCUCGACAAGCUCUGCAGCGAGGACUACUCGGCAGGGCCCAGCGCCAUGCUCUUCAAAACCGAGCUGGAGAUCGUCCCCAGGAGGUCGCCCGGCUCCCUGGCUGGAGGCCUUUCAUGUCCCGAGAAGGGGGGGAAUGGAGCCUGUCCAGGAGGAAGUGGCCCUAAAACCAGUGAGCCUGGGACACCCAGUCCAGCCGGUGAUACAGGCAGAACUGCCCAGGAUCUGCCUUCCGGAAAAAGCUGGUCAGUUAAUUUGGAUCGACUUCUAGUCUCGGCAGGGGAACAGCAAAGAUUACAGUCUGUUUUAUCGUCAGUGGGAUCAAAAUCUACUGUCCUAACUCUCAUUCAGGAAGCAAAAGCACAAUCAGAGAAUAAAGAAGAUGUUUGCUUCAUAGUGUUGACUAGAAAAGAAGGCUCAGUUCUGGGAUUCAGUGUGGCCGGAGGGGCAGACGUGGAGCCCAAAUCAGUCAUGGUCCACAGGGUGUUUUCUCAGGGGGCGGCUUCUCAGGAAGGGACUGUGAGCCGAGGGGAUUUCCUUCUGUCAGUCAAUGGCACCUCAUUGGCCGGCUUAGCCCACGGGGAUGUCCAGAAGGUUCUGCACCAGGCACAGCUGCACAAAGACGCCCUCGUGGUCAUCAGGAAAAGGACUGAUCAGCCCAGGCCCUCCGCCAGGCAGGAGCCUCCCACGGCCAAUGGGAAGGGCUCGCUGUCCAGAAAGAUCAUCCCCCUGGAGCCUGGCAUUGGGAGAAGCGUGGCUGUACACGAUGUUCUGUGUGUUGAAGUGCUGAAGACCUCGGCUGGGCUGGGAUUGAGUCUGGAUGGAGGAAAAUCGUCGGUGUCUGGAGACGGGCCCCUGGUCAUUAAAAGAGUGUACAAAGGUGGUGCAGCUGAACAAGCUGGAAUAAUAGAAGCUGGAGAUGAAAUUCUUGCUAUUAAUGGGAAACCCUUGGUUGGGCUCAUGCACUUCGAUGCCUGGAAUAUUAUGAAGUCUGUUCCAGAAGGACCUGUGCAGUUAGUAAUCAGAAAGCAUAGGAAUUCUUCGUGAAUUUUAACAAGAAUGUCCUUUUAUCAGUUCUCUUCUUACUUCAGCAAAUCAGAAUGAAUUCUUUAAACACAAUGAGUUCUUGAAACAAACAUUGGUAUAGACAAGGACUAUAAAAAUUUCCAAGUUUAUACUUACACGUGUAGCCUGACCUAUUGUAUGUGCAACAGCAAUGAAGUUGAACUCUGGAAGCCUUCCACCUGGAUCACUCAGGCCAGGAGGAGUCCCUUUCAUUCCAGUGCCUGUCCCCUACCUUUUAUGUCCACCAAUGGGGAUACAAGAUGUGACAUGCCCUUCUUCAUUUGAAACAUUUGGCUAGACCUUUGCAUCCCUCUUGCCAGCUCUCCCAACUAUACCUAAUCCUGGUGAUUAGGUAACUAACAAAGUCUGAGGGUAACACUAAUGGUACAGCUAAAAGGACUAUAGUUUUAUAUAAUUUUUGUAAGUAAAUGAUAGUGCUUUUAGGCACAUUCAAUGGAAGGAGGAGCUACAGGUCUAUAUAUGUUACCCUGAAAAUAGAAUGAGAUUUAAAAUGAAUUAUGACCUAAUUGUUAGGCUAAGCUCAGGAAUUAUCUGAAAAUGAAAAAGCAAAAUACAGAAAGUAAUAUUUUUUGAGUGUAAUGUAUAAUGUAUGCAGAGUUCAACUCAAUGGGUUAUUGAUCACCGUGACACGUUGAUCAUUUCCUAAGUCAUAAGGCUGUUUUACGAAAUAGCACUUCUGAUAACUGUACUAAAUAGCCGUGAGCUUUGCUGCUUACAAGGAGCAGAAAGUUCCAGAUCUGAAAGCACCUUAUAUAGAGUUUUCAAGACUAAUCAACACAAGAACAGGCAAAAAUAGCAGUCAUUGGGUUUCCAUUCUAUAUAUUAUGCACUCCAACCAUUAAAUUUUCAGAAAUCAAGUAUCUUUUUAAUUGUCCUUAUAUUUAUAAACAUAGGCAUUAUAGUUACAAUCCAAAUAGAGGAGCUUACAAUAAUCCUUUUAGGGGACUUUUUUUGUUUGGUUUGUCUCCUCUUUCCCACCAUGUUUAAGAAAUAUAACAUUUCUGAGCAUUGGCUCUCUUUUCUUGACCUGGUGUAAUGACAUAACUCUGCAAUGACUGGAGUUUUUGCUGUUCGUGUUUUGCAAAUUCUCGCUUUUGCCAAAAAUGUUUUCCUGCAGAAGACUGUUGUGACUCAUGCUGCUAGUGGAACUCGCCCUGGCUGCUCCUUUCAAAGCACGAUCUUCAUAGGAGCCACUGUGUUCACCAUCACAAAGUUGGCUUUUCUCCCCUCGUACUGUACCUUAUUUUCUUGAAUACAUCCCAACCUCACCAGCUUUAUCAAAAUGUCAGGAGGAGGAGGAAGAAAACAGGGUGAGUGACUGUCAAGGUAAAGGAGCAGAACUACGUAGUUACAACCAAAAUUUUCAGGUAGCACAGACCAACUCGCUGAGUCCUGGGAAUACGGGUGGAGACUGCAUUUGUCAUACCUGCACACACGAUUACACUAGAAUUUUAUGUUGGAAACAUUUCUUUAAAUAACCCACAGCUUGGGUCUAUGGCUGUGACCCCCAGGUCAUGCUGGUGCUUGAACUGUUACCUUUGUACAUCAUUUUCUGAGUGACCAAUCCCACUAAGCAUCUGUGGAGUCAGCCUAGAGAGGUCCUUCACAUGGGACUGAAAGAUCUGGCUUGUCUGAGCCCAGAUUUCUCAUUUUUCAACAGGUUAUACAAAGGAGAAUGUAGUACAGCAGUUAGCUAGAAAGGUCUGAUUUAGCUUCUACUUUUCACUACAAUUACAGGUAGGAUACUAUAGGAAGUCAGUGCAAGGUGCAUGCUAGCUUGUUUUUUUAAGUCUCUACGGUCAGUUUCAUGGUUUAUGCUUUCUUGCCUAAAUGACAAGAGACUAUUUGAAGUCAACACUGAAAACCAUUUUGAGCCUCCACUCUUACAGCUAUGCCUACUAAUAAGAAAUGCCCAGUCCUGUGUGAGCAGACAGGAAUUUCUAGAUCAGUGUGGAGCGAUGGAAUGAAUGGUCUCCUUCCCAGAGUCCUUGAUCCUCUUACCAAGAGAGUACAGGGUAGACCUCUGGCUUACUACACUUGUUAAAGUCUUCAGCCAUUUCUAUUAGAUCUUGCCAGAAGGGUUUCCUGGCCAACAGUUGGAAUUUAAGGGGAAGAAGCAAAAGCUAAACUAUCUUUGACCCUGAGAGAGAAUGCUAUUUAUUUGUCUUCAGUGUUCAAGGCAUGACUUGUAUUUCUAAUUAGUCUAAUAAAUUCCCACACUUCCUGAAGUGAACACAAAUGGUGUUGUCCUACUAAAACUGUCUUUUUUUUUUUAAACUGGUCAUUCACAAUAAGCUAUGAGGGUAAAUAUGUGUUAUAACAUGUAAAUCAUAGUUGCAAGAAUAUACCAUGAAGAUUGAAGUAGGUUGGGUUUCAUUUCCAUCUUCUCACUCACAUGUCAUUGAAUUUCAUGGUUGAUUCAGUUGGCACCACACCUGUUGUAUGAUAUUAUAUAUUAUCCUUUAUUUAUGUAAAAUAAAAUGCCUUAUAUAUUAAAGAGUAAGUGCAAUAAUAUGAAAUAGCUUGUACAUUUUAAAAAAUGUUGUCGUCAAGUUAUGUAAAUCCACACCUCUGUAAACAACUUUUUUUAAGUAAUUUUAAAAGAAUAAACACUCUGCUUACUACUUG